Molecule: messenger RNA, 4766 nt
Organism: Lolium perenne
Lineage: Eukaryota; Viridiplantae; Streptophyta; Magnoliopsida; Poales; Poaceae
Biological process (GO): shoot system development; negative regulation of DNA-templated transcription; negative regulation of flower development
Source: RefSeq, a predicted model, not a curated record
CUUUCUCUCCCUCCCUCCCUCCCCACCCUCCCUCACCCUCUCUCCGUCCAUCCCGCUCCCCCACAAAACCCUAGAGCACCUACCUUUCCCCACCACCAGUUCACAAAUUCCGACCGGAGCCGCCAGCCGUCCUACCCUGGAAGCUCGCCCCUCGCCCCGCCACGGCGCGAUCUACUCCCCGGCGGUCCCGACGUCCCUCGCCGUGGACCGGACAGGCAGCGGCGCCAGGCGAUUCCUCUCUCCUCCCAGGCUUUCAACUUUGAUGCUAUCUUUCUGUUGAGAUGAGUAUUCAGAGCUUGAUCCAAGACACAACGUACUUCGGCGUUUGAGGCGGUCUACCCAGCUAGCUUUCUGACGUCGUAUUCAGACUUCUGCAUGAUCCAAUAUGCCUGCUCCGGUGUUUGAGGUGCUCCAUUCUGUUGCAAGAUCGUCGUUGGCCUGACCUGCAGGAAGGGUGUGCUGUGCUGUGCUGUGCAAGUUGCAAAUGGAAGUGGCUGCAGGAGAGGAGAGUGAUGGAGGUGGUGGUACGGGUAGUAAUCCUCCUGGAGGAGCCACUGCUGCACCAGCGGAACUACUGAAGCGUCUGGAUGCAGUAGUUGCUGAAACUGGUGGCACAUCAGCAGAUGAGCAGCCAUGCGAGCAUUUCUCCAUAAGAGGGUUUGUGGCUCUUCGGAAGAUGGAUGCAAAGUUUUGCUCUCUGUCUCAGAUUUUUAGUGGUCAGCAACAGUUUGACGAACGCCAUAACAGUUCAUACCCUUUUUUGGUGUCAAUGUUUCGACGAUGGGAUUGCUCAAAGUGCAUGGGCAAGACCAAACUCUCAGAUGAUGUGACAUCUAGAACUGUUUCUAUGGGGAAGAAUGUCUCAAGGGACGGUUGCUCCAUUAGAUUUGUUCGGAGUACUAAAGUGCCUAUUAGUGUUGAUUUCAAAAGCUUAUUUCCUUGCACACAACAAAUAGCUCAAGGGAAGAAUGCUGAUAGAUCAACACUUUUGAAGACUACCCCAGAAAGCAAUUCCAAAUGCAACUCACCUUAUGAGGCGAACACUGAUCCACCCAUGAAAGAUUUACAGGGUUCUUCCAGUAAUCAAGCUACACCCGCCAAUCUGUCAGAUAAUGCUUCUGCUGGUAUCAUGACUUUGCCUGAAGAUUCCCAGAUUAGAGCAAAUAGAGAAGGAAAUGGCAUCACAAUCCCAUCCAGUCCAAAACUUACUGAAGCAACUAUGAAACGCAAUGCAGAAGACACUAAAAAAAACAAGGAGGUUCUGAAUGUUGACCUCACUCCCAAUGUUCCUAAACCAAUAGAUGGACAGAACGGUGAUCAGGUCUGCAACAGUGGUCCAUGUGAAGAAGCAGCUCCAAAAAGAAUUGUUAGAUCAACUUGUAAGAACAACAAAGGCAAACCUACUGCACAGGUUGGCAGUUCAGAUGUGAAAAUAGGUCGGAGAAAGCAAAUAAAGCUUCGACUGCUAUCAGAAAUUAUCAAUACUGAUCCAGCAGGGGGUUCUAGAACUGAUAUUGAAGUUAAUGCUGGAAAAGUUGCUGAUCCCUGUGAGGAUGAUAGGAGUACAGAUGAUGAUGUUUCUGUUAGCCAUCAGGCAGUGGGAGAAAUCAGUUUGGCAAAAGAGAAAGAGGUUGUAGAUGAUGAAUCUUCCCUGAUGAACUGGAUGAAGAGAAUUCCUAAGAAAUCAAGAACUGCGAAGAAAGAUUUAGAACAAAAGGAUUUCGAUUCUUCUGCUUCAAAAUCUACUGCAGAUUUAUUUGCCUCAAAGGAUACGCAUCAUGAUUUUCUAUCCUCGGGUUGGAAAUUGAGCAAGAAAAACGGCCUUCGUACUAUCAGUACUCAGCAAGGUGAUGAAAGUGUUCAGAAUAAUAAUAAUCUAGAGAGAAAUACACAAAGCGCAGAUGACAUGAGCCAAAUGGAAGCUGAUAACUCCAUUGAUAGGUCCUUAUUUAAGAAAAAAACCAUUAGUUUGAGUAAGAGGAAAAGGCCAUCAACUGCAAAUGUCCAGCAUGAUGGUGUUCUUCCUGUUAGCCGACAGGCGGUUGGAGUAAUCUCGUCAAAAACUGCUAAGAAGAAGAGAAAGUACAAAGGAGCUGAUGUUGUAGAUGAUGAGGGAUCUUCACUUAUGAACUGGAUGAAAAAGAUUCCCAAGAGAUUAAGAACUGAGAAAAGGGAUAUAGAACACAAGGAUUUUGAUUCUUCUGCUGCUAAUUCAGAGUAUACUGUGGAUAAGGUUGCUGCUAAAGAUGUCCACAACGGUUUUGUAUCGUCAGUUCAGAAACUGUGCCAGGAAAAAAUACUGUUUGCUACCAGUACUGGGGAUGGGGAAGGUGAUGAAAAUAGUCAGAACAAUAAUCUGGAGAGAAGUGUGCAUAACACAGAUGGCCCAGAUGGUAUAUGCCAAAUGGAAUCUGAGAACUGUAUACAGAGGUCCUUGUCAAAGGUUAAAAAGGUGAGUUUGAGUAAGAGGAACAUUCCUUCAACUGUCGAUGCCCAACAUGGCGAUCUAAACACUGAAAACAAUACUGGAAAGACAUCUAUACUCAGGACAGAUGAUCAAUGCCAAAUGGAAUCCAGAAACCCUGUGCAGCAGCGCCUGGCAAAGGUUUCUCCAGUUAAGCGUGGUAUCCGAAAUGUGACCGCUCUUGAGCAGAAGAUACCUAAGAAGAGAAAGAAACAAAAGCAACAACUGAUGUAUGAAAAACAGGCCAUAAUUGAUGACAUCCCAAUGGACAUUGUUGAACUGCUUCUGAGAAAUCAGGAUAAGAGACCGCUGAUAACUGAGACUGAUUCUUCUGAUAUUAGUCAUGAUAAAUCCAAGAUAGUGGAAGAUGAAGAUUGUACUGUAAUAGCUGCCGAGGAUGGUCCAGAUUUUGCAUCAAAUGUGAUUGACACUACUUCCCAGAAGAAGCCUUUGGCACCAGAUAGUUACCAGAAAGCAUCACGGGAAAGUGUAGCACCUACAACACAGGUUACCAAUAUGCAUGCUUUGAGAUUACAGACUCCUGGUUAUUUAAAGCCUACUCAGGAAUCACAGAGCACGGGAGAAUUAGUUACUAUUGCUGCGACCUCGCCACUAUUAUCACAGCAUAAGGAUCAGUCUAUUGCUGAAGCGCCAGCUGACUGCCGGAGCCAUAAGGGAGAAAAGAAGUUGACGUGGGAUUCUUUCGAGGCAGCUCCAAGGGAUUCAUCAACCUCAACAUGUCGUGCUCAGUUCAGAUCUAGCACUAACGCAGUUGAUUUAACUUCGAAUCAUGUGGCCGGAGCUUCUAAUAAUUACCAUCCCACUCACCAGCUAGUAAUUUCGUCACCUGACCACUAUACAGACAGAGCAGUUAACCCAGUCCAGGCAAGAACUUUUCCAAGUGCAAUGCCAACCAUGGAAGAUGGUAACUUGUAUGAUCUAAGAAAUGCUGGACAAUCAGGUUUUUAUCCAAGGGAAACCAUGCCUGCGACUCAUCUCCUGAGACUGACCGAUCCACAAAUGUUAGCCAGCUUUCCAAACUAUGAAGGGUCUAGCAGGAACCAGAUGGAAUUUCAACUUCGGAAUUCAUACUAUGCACAUAAUCAGUACAUGGGAUCAGCUGGCACAUCGUACGGAGCACAAAAUCAGUACAUGGGAUCAGCUAGCACAUCGUAUGGAAGUAACCUGAAUGGGAGUAAUGUAAAUGGCAUAGGAUCAGCUAGCACAUCGUAUGGAGCACACAAUCAGUACUUAAGAUCAGCUAGCCAGUCAUAUGGGAGUCACCUAAAUGGCAUAGGAUCAGCUAGCGCAUCGUAUGGAAGUAACCUAUAUGGAAAGGUUCCAUUGACAUUGGAAGAUUUAUCCCGGCCUGGGUUCCAGGAAAAUUUGCACAAACCGUUACGCCCACUUCCUAGGGUUGGUGUGCUCAGCUCCUUGUUGCAGAAGGAAAUUGCAAAUUUGCCGGAGAGCUGUGGGACACAGUAUGGUUACAGAAUAGGGGCGUCAAAAGGGAUGACAUCAUCGUUUGAUAUACAUAGAAGGGAAAAUGUUGAGGCCUUGAACGCAGGAAUGUAUUCAGCAACAUGGAAUGUGCUGCAGUUGGGUUCUGCUAGUUCCAGUCCAGGAUUUUCUUCAGUGAGGAAUGGUACAGCUAAAUCUUUGACAAGAGAUCAAGGGAGAAUGACCAGUCCCUUGGAUAGGCUCGUAAGACAGGAUAUCUGUGUAACCAACAGAAACCCAACUGAUUUUACUACAAUUAGUGAUGACAAUGAGUUUUUAAGGGAGGAUAUAUGAAGCAGACAGCCGGUGUGCAUACAUUCCAAGACAUUUACAAUGCUACAAGGCUCCUUGUAAGAUAUGGAAGCUCCCUUUUCUGGAUGGAAAGAUUACAGUUACCAUGGGCUCUCAAAUUGCAGCCCCCAGCUUAUGUAUGUAAUGUAAUAGGCGAAGAAGAAUUACCCUCCCGAGGUCGUGUGUAAGCCGGUGAACUAUCCUGACCUCGCGCUUGUUUUGUACAAGAGAGAAUGUGUCGGCUUUUGUUCGUAGUGUGGCUUGCAUGUUGUGUGAUUAGCACACGUUUUUUUUUUACCAAAUGUUGCGACAGAUUCAAUGGAUGGUUGGUUAGUGGUAAUGUCAGCAGGUUAGUUUAGCUGCCAGAUGUUGUAAACCACCAAGUUAUGGUUCACCAGUGGUAGUAUUGGCAUAAAAUUAGCAAUAGCUGCCAGAUGUUGUAAACUACCAAACUGCUGGUGUUUCACUUUUACAGAUGGUGCAGUACUGAGGAAAUUUAUCCUUUUAUGCA